UAAAAACUUACUUUAACUAUGCACACUACUACUUGUGAUUUAAAAUAGUAAGGCAAAAGUGUCACUACUUAUAUUUGUGUACAACUAAAUACUAGUACAGUAUCUAAUAAGUUACUAAUAAUAAUUAGAGUACCAAGGUGCAAGUAUGGUUGUAAUGAACACGGCGGCAUACGAGUCGGUUAUUAUGCGUAAAAGGGUUAGACGUUACGCCAAAUACGGUGCUAUUUCAACGGGUGUAGGCGGCGCUACCAUGGUACUUUUCCCGAUGUUGGUCGGCGGGUUAGCAGGGGCAAUUAUGCAGCUAAAAUCGGGCUCAUUUUUGACCCAAAACUGGGAGCGAGUACCGGUGCCCAUAGAUAACCUCUUUUACAUCUGGAACAUUGAUAAUCCCCAAGAGUUUGCCAGGGGUGCCAAAGCGAAACUAUCUGAGCGAGGUCCUUAUGCUUACGAUAUGAGAAUAUGGAAAGAGGAGGUAAAGUGGGCACCGGAUGGCAAGACUGUCCAGUACUAUAACCGGGGCAGUUGGGAGUUUAACCCGGAUAAAACGUCAGGAUCAAUUGACGAUAAAGUGACCGUGAUCAACUUACCGGUGGCC
This is a messenger RNA of Oppiella nova, 595 nucleotides long. Lineage: Eukaryota; Metazoa; Arthropoda; Arachnida; Sarcoptiformes; Oppiidae. The record is from the annotation of a GenBank genome assembly.